Cricetulus griseus (Chinese hamster) is the source of this 2584-nucleotide messenger RNA. Lineage: Eukaryota; Metazoa; Chordata; Mammalia; Rodentia; Cricetidae. The record is from RefSeq and is a predicted model, not a curated record.
CGGCAGAGCCCAAGUGCUGGCGUCCCAGGGUCGAUGGCUGCGAAGAGCUUCGCGUCCCGCUUCCGGGCUUCCUGGCAGUUUCUGAACGGCUUCUUGGCCGGGGCUGUGGUGGGCGCCGCGGGAGCGGGGCUGACGGCGCUGCAGUUCCUCCCGCGUCGGGACGCGACGGAGCCGGAGCCGGAGCCGAAGCCGGAGCAGCACGAAUCCACAGAAAAAGUUAUCUUGGAAAAAUUUGGAUUUCCUUUAACUGGAGCGGAGACCAGGCAUUACACUAAUCAUGCUUUGUCUUACGAUCAGGAGAAGCGGGUGCCCAGAUGGGUCCUUGAGCACAUAUCCAAGGACAAGAUCAUAGGUGACGCGGACAGAAAACAUUGUAAAUUCAAGCCUGACCCCAGUGUCCCUUCAGCCUUCAGUGCCCUCAAUGAGGACUACAUUGGAAGUGGCUGGUCACGAGGACACAUGGCCCCAGCAGGAAACAACAAGUUUUCCAGUAAAGCCAUGGCGGAAACCUUUUACCUUUCUAAUAUUGUGCCUCAGAAUUUUGAUAAUAAUUCUGGCUAUUGGAAUAGAAUAGAAAUGUAUUGUCGUGAGCUGACGGAGAGAUUUGAAGAUGUUUGGAUAGUGUCGGGACCCUUAACCUUACCUCAUACUGGAAGUGAUGGAAAGAAGGCAGUUAGUUACCAGGUGAUCGGUGAGGACAAUGUGGCAGUCCCCUCUCAUCUUUACAAGGUGAUUGUGGCCCGCAGGAGCCCGGAAUCUACGGAGCCGCUGGCCCUGGGGGCCUUUGUGGUACCAAAUACUGCCAUUGGGUUCCAGUCCCAGUUAACUGAGUUCCAGGUGAGCCUCCAGGAUCUAGAAAAGAUGUCAGGUCUGGUGUUUUUCCCCCAUUUGGACAGAACCAGCAACAUCCGGAAUAUUUGCUCUGUGGACACCUGUAAGCUCCUGGAUUUCCAGGAGUUCACUCUCUACCUGAGCACGAGGAAGAUUGACGGGGCCAGGUCCGUGGCCAAACUGGAGAAGGUUCUAGAAACUCUGAAGAGCUCAGGUGUGGAACCUGACGAUUACUUCCUGAGUCGCUAUGGGAAGAAGCUACAGGAACUGAAAGCCAAGGAGCAGGCGGGCGCCCAGCUGGAAAAGCCGUCCUAGUGCCUGGGUGUGUGUUGAGCACCUGUAACGAGCAGGCUCACCCUCUUCAGGCAGCUGCAUUUUAGUGGAUUUGUUUUCGAGAAACGAUGGAAUCCUGACUAAAAAUCUCUCCAGAGACUCGCUAGCUCAAAACCCAGUGUUGUUUUUUUCUGUCGCUAGGAUGUGAGCUGGUGGAGAUGGCUUUUAGAAUUCCUCUCUUAUCCUGUCCAAAUACAGCGGGUGGUUUACUCCCUGCUUCUCUUCUCAUGACUCUGCUCGCCUCCCAUCUGUCUGUGCUGAAGCUCUUCCUCGGGUGCUCUGUGUGCAGUGCUUGGCUUGUACUGUCAGACAGUGAGCCUCUGUGCAAAGUCCCAGCGUUCCCAUUUACAUGUGGGGACGUUGAAGCCUCUGUAUGUCCCCAUUGGUGCUUUGCAGAAGUCACCAGGGCACCACAGAGCCAAGACAAGGUUGGAUGGAGUUUGACUCCAGUAUAUACCCAUGUCCGUGUGGAUUCCUGGCCCUGGGCUCUGCUUGCUGAGAAGGCUCUGUCUCUUUGCUGUCUCCUCAGGCAGAGACACUUUAAUACCUGAGUCAGGAAGAACAGAGCAAAGAUGGAGGUACUCUGUGGGUUUAACCAGAGCCUGAGAUUCCCUCCGGGGAUCACAUGGGGCCAGAUAAGUGUGUUUCUUCCUUCCCUUGGGGCAUGCUAAAGGAGCCCAAGAAAGGUGUGUGCUGAGUCAGUCCCCAGGUACCUACACUACAGGUGGGUAGAGCCUCGGCCACUCCUGUGGGAAAGAACAGCUGUCUUCUGUCUUCCUGUGCUGAUCUCUGGCCAAAGUUUACAGAGUCUUGAGCUAUCCCUAGUGUAGACAGUGCAGUGGCUUCCAGGCAGGACUUGUCUGAAUCUGUCACUCUGCUAUCGUCUUCCAAGCAGCGGAAUGAGGGCGAUCUUUGAGGUGCUGUGUUUGCCUCUGAUAGAAAUGCCAUGGCUUUACAAGAAACAUAAGGCAGUGGUUGACCCUGUUCUGCUCCUUCAUUUGAGUAAAAAGAAAAAGUUGGGUUGGGGCACAAUAGCUGAUCUUACUGUUCCCCAUUGGCGUGUGCCAGCCCUCCUAAGGAUAGAAAGCCAAAAUGUCACCAUGACCAAAAAAAAUCUGUUACUUUCUCUCCUCAAAAGAGAGGUGAUGUGGGACCUGGGUGUUCCUCCAGGAGCCCAGGAGGCUUGGGGCACACCUGACGGGCUGUGACCUAGGUCCCUCCAUGAAUUCAUGCCUUCGAGCCCCUUGCCAUCCUGUCAUGCUGGCCUGACUUGCUGGUGGUCUUGGGGUGGCUGUCUUCACUCCCGUCUCUCCUAGAUGGUGAGGAAUCUUGACUGUUUCAGUAAGUCAAUGUAUCUUGGGAUUUUAUUUCCUAUGAAAUAAAAUCCUGGUCAUCACGAGAAAUAGAGGUAAGAACAUAA